Pogona vitticeps (central bearded dragon) is the source of this 4646-nucleotide messenger RNA. The record is from RefSeq and is a predicted model, not a curated record. Lineage: Eukaryota; Metazoa; Chordata; Lepidosauria; Squamata; Agamidae.
UUGGGAGUCCCGUUCGCGGCGAGGGGGGGGUCCCACAAUGCCGAGCUGCUCCAUCCGGGUCCUUCCCCGUCUCUGUGAGGGAAGUUGUCAGGGAGUCUUGGCGGGGUGAGGAGGAGGGAGUCGUGAGGAGAAACGAAAGCCUCCGGGCGCUUCACCUACCUCUAGCCCGGUGCCCUUUUGCUGUACUCCGAAAGCUGCAAGUUGCCGUCGCCCCGUGAAGAAGGCUUGUCGAAACCCGCUUCUGUCGCCGCUCCUAACCGAGGCCUCUUAACAUUGUCAAGAAAUGGAAGAAGGAGCCAGUCAGAUGCAAUCUUGCAGUGAAAAGCAGAUGCAGACCUCAGAAGAUGUAUGGCAGGUUACUGACAUGAAUCGGUUGCGUCGUUUCUUGUGUUUUGGUUCUGAAGGAGGUACUUACUACAUCAAGGAGCAAAAACUGGGUUUUGAAAAUGUUGAUGCUCUGCUGAGGCUUAUUGAAGAUGGCAGAGGUUGUGAAGUGGUACAGGAAAUAAAAACGUUUAGCCAAGAAGGCAGGGCAGCAAAACAGGAGCCUGUCUUGUUUGCACUUGCAAUUUGCUCACAGUGUUCUGAUGCAAAAACAAAGCAAGCAGCUUAUAAAGCUGUCCCUGAUGUCUGUCGCAUACCAACCCAUCUCUUCACUUUCAUCCAAUUUAAAAAGGAUCUGAAGGAAGGAAUGAAAUGUGGCAUGUGGGGUCGUGCUCUGAGAAAAGCUGUUGCAGAUUGGUACAAUGAAAAGAAUGACAUGGCUAUUGCCUUAGCAGUGACGAAAUACAAGAAAAGAAAUGGUUGGUGUCAUAAGGAUCUGCUCAGAUUGUCUCACUUGAAGCCUGCAAAUGAAGGCCUUGCCAUAGUCACUAAGUAUGUUAUGAAGGGGUGGAAGGAAGUCCAAGAGGCAUAUAAAGAUAACAAACUUUCUCCUGAGAUGGAAAAGCUGUUGAAAUAUUUGGAAGCAGUGGAAAGGGUGAAGCAUACAAAGGAUGAAUUGGAAGUGAUUCAUUUGAUAGAAGAAUAUAAUCUAGUUAGAGAACACCUUCUGACAAGUCAUUUAAAAUCUAAAGAGGUAUGGAAAGCCUUGCUAGUGGAAAUGCCCAUAACAGCAGUGCUGCGGAAUCUAGGAAAGAUGACAGCAAAUUCUGUUCUUGAACCGGGGAGCCCAGAAGUUGCAAUAGUUUGUGAAAGACUGAGAAAUGAAAAACUUCUUAAAAAGGCUCGAAUACAUCCUUUCCAUAUUUUGGCAGCACUGGAAACCUACAAAGGAGAACGUAGUUACCAAAGAAAACUUCGUUGGCAACCCGACAAGGAUAUUUUGGAUGCUCUUGAUGCUUCAUUUUACAAGACCUUUAAGACAGUGGAGCCAACAGAAAAGCGUUUCCUGCUUGCAGUUGAUGUCAGUGAUUCUAUGUUCCAAAAGGUUUUGGGCAGUGUGCUGAGUGCUAGCACAGUUGCUGCAGCAAUGUGUAUGGUUGUUGCACGUACUGAAAAAGAUUCCCAUAUUGUUGCCUUUUCUCAUGAAAUGAUUCCUUGUCCAGUGACUGAGGACAUGACUUUACCUCAAGUGUUACAGAAAAUGGCUGAGAUUCCAAUGGGUGCCACCGAUUGUUCUUUUCCACUGUUAUGGGCUGAAAAGGCAGGUGUAGCAGUUGAUGUUUUUAUUGUAUUCACGGAUAAUGAGACAGUCGCUGGAGAAAUUCAUCCUGCCACAGCCUUGAGGCAGUACAGGAAGAAAUGUAUGAAAUUGCUGAAUGGAUUGGCCACAUACAGCUGCUUGUUACCAUGGGGCCACACGAUCCCCCAAUUGAUUUUUUUUUAAGGUGAGCUGAAAGUCUCUGAUUCUGUUUAGUGGAUGUGUGGGGAAAUUUAGUCCUGUUUUAAGGAAUUUCCUACACUCAUCCCCUUAAAAUUUUAAGGGUCACUAGGGGGCACAAGAGUUUCUCAGUUGGGAAAAAUACCACCCAUUUUUUUUGUAGGAAAUUUUUGGUAAGAAUGUGGGUUGCAGCAGGAGCACUCUGACUUCUGGUGACUGUCUACCAUUGCUUUAACCCUGUGGCUUUUCCUUUAACUAUGAUUUUAAAAGUCAACCUAAUUCUCCUCUUUCCCCCCCCCCCGCCUUUUGAUGACUUGUAUCUCUCGGGCUUGCCAUUUUCAGGUAUAGAUUUUGUUGCUAGUCACACCUUUGUUCCUUUUCCAUUAUGCAUAUUAUGUUCUUCUUGCUUCAGAACCUAUCAUUACAUUCCCUUCUGUUGCAUACAAUAAUUAUAUAAACUGUUACAUUCACAACUAAAUUUCUGUGAAAUUGUUAAGAGAGUGGGCUGUCAGAUUGUUUAUAAUACUCAGCAUUCUCCCUGCCCUCUCCCAUUGUCCCAAAUCAUGUUUGAGAGCCAUUGGCAGUAUUGACCAUGGCUAUUGCUAAUUGGAAUGCAUCAGGAUGUUUAAUCUGCUUCUGAUUUCACAUUUUGCUCACACACUUCUCACUGCUUCUCAUGAUCUGUGUUUGUGCCAACAGAAUGCUUGUUCAUGGCCCUGGAGUGAUGUGAAUACGUAAUCAUAUAGCUAACUCCAAAUUCUGCAACUGUGGUUAUGAAGUCAGAAAAUAUUACCAUGCACUCACCCAUGGUGCCCUAAUCCGUUGAUACAUGAGCACAGGAGUUGUGAUGGUUUUACAGAAAUGUUUUGCAUGUGAUACUUAAUGAGGGUUUGUGUCUGGUUAUUUUAAUUAUAGCACCAAAUACUGUACAUCCAGGUGAUAUGGUUUCACUACAGCAGACUUUACCCAGCAGACAUCUCAAACGACAACACCCCUAGUCCUUGACUAUGGUCAUAUUGCCUGCUCCUGAUGGGAGUUAUAGGCCAAAACAUCUGGCAGACACUUGAUGAAGGCUAUACUAGAGUUGAUGCCAGGUAUGAGUGUUUAUUAUUUGCAUAGGGGAAGUCAGAUACAAGAACUAUGUAUCCUGCUUGUGGAAGAAGCAUUGUAGUUUUUAUUUAUUAGUGAUUGCUUAGUGAAGAAGUAGAUACUAAUGAACUGGAGAUUUGCAGUGUUCGCGUUCAGUACAGUGCUUCCAGUAUGACUUUAAAAUUAAAAUUAUCUUUGGAUCAGAUCACCACAGAAGGUUUGGAUAGAUUUUUCCAAGGUUUGAAACAACACUGCAUAUUGGAAAGUGCUGCAUAUGGUUCACAGAACAAUUGAAAGUUCAGUGAUAUUGUGAGACUCUGAAUGUUCUUGCAUGCAAGUGUAGUUUUAAUGCUGCAGAGGGUUUUUCAUUUUUGUUUUCAGAUCAAUGUGAAUCUAGAGGCAUAUCUGGAGUCUAGAAAUAACAUUAAAUUCUAGUGUAAUAUAUAUUAAGCACAAUAGGUACAAUUGUUCUUUUAGGCCUUAUUUUUACUAGAGUAACAAAUUAUGUAGGGGCAGGAGGUCAUUUGACUGAAUGCCUUCCCAUUUCCUCCUGGACAGUUAAUAUAUCAAGAGGAAACCUUGGAUAAAAUCUUACUUAAUUUUAUAUGAGGAGGAAAUAGUGUAUAUGUAAGGGCAUUCAACAUUGUGAGCUCUCAUGUGAAAUGGUACAGCUCAGGCACACAUUAAUUUGAUAAGGAGCAUCAUUAUUAAUGUUCAGAAAGCCAUAACAAGUGAACAUUCAUUUGAAUCUGUAGAUGUGCAAUUAUCCUCCUAAAUAAUUGAGCCUUAAUUAACAACAUCCUGAAAUUGAGUGUGACUUGACCAGCUGGGAAAGAGUAGGGGGGAUGGGAAUAGUUCUGUGUGUAACAAGACUAAAAAUUGCAACAAUUUAAAAAUAAAAUAAUCUCCACGUUGCUGUGGUUUUAUUAAAAUAGCCUAGACACACUAGUGGCUUAGUACAUUUUCAUUUUUGCAUUUAUUUGAUUGGAUUAUAUUACACUGUUGAAAAAUACUGUAUUCAAAAGCCUGUUUUAUCACUACAACCAUAUGUCAGAUUAAUUUAUUUUAUUAAUACUGUGGAAAGAUAGAUCAGCUUUCAGCUGAGGUCUGUGUUGAUCUUUCAGAAAUGCUGAAAUAAGAAUAUUUACCAGCAUUUGUGGAAGAUAUGUAUUUUAAAAAAUAUGGCAUAUUUAACAUGAAAUGUAUAUUUGUAAAUUAAUUUGGCAGGUAGAAAUUAACAGGCUCAUAAAGAACUUUGAAAACAUGGCAACUUCUGCAACAGCAGGAAAAAAAGUGAAAGUAUCUAGAUAAUUAUUUUUUCAUGUAUUUUCAAAGCAUACUCUCAUCAUUUAUAUAUUUUAAACAUGUGCUACCCUUUUCAAAACAAGGAAGUAGGCUGCUAGGGAAAAAAUGAAAAUGCCUUUGAAAAUUUAUCAGACAGAAACAUAAAUAUCUUUCUGUGUUUGGCUUCUACUGUGUUAGAAGUUGCUGCCUGUCUCUUGAAAGAGGCAAAACCUGCCUUCUGCUAGAGCAAAUUAUGUUACAGACCCAGCCAAUCACUUCCCAUAUAAGCUAUCAGCUUUAGGAGAGGCCUGAUAUAAAUUGAAUUAUGUUCAUGCCAUUAAUUGCUUUUUAAGAGUCCAAAUCACACCCCCACCCUCCCCCUUACCCAUGUUUUGUGUUACUUUGUUUGGAAAUGUUGCAGGGAGUCUUUUCCUUCUUUCAGAAUCUCCUG